Polyodon spathula (Mississippi paddlefish) is the source of this 4710-nucleotide messenger RNA. RefSeq names its product WD repeat domain 6 (gene wdr6). Gene Ontology annotation, molecular function: protein binding. The record is from RefSeq and is a predicted model, not a curated record. Gene Ontology annotation, biological process: tRNA methylation. Lineage: Eukaryota; Metazoa; Chordata; Actinopteri; Acipenseriformes; Polyodontidae. Gene Ontology annotation, cellular component: cytoplasm.
UGGGUCACCCACAGCAUGCUGGGAAUUGUGGUUCAGUCACUCAGACUACAGCUGUCUGCUCUUCAGAGCUUCGCGUUUGAAAAGGUCUGGGCAGUGAUGGAGUCUGUGUUGCUGCGUUGUCCCAUCACAGCGCUUGAGUUCCUGGGAGAGGACUACUUGCUCUCAGGGGAGGGCCCUGUCCUCACUGUGUACAGCCUGGGUCCCCACAGAGAGAGCGCAUCACAGAGCGUGCUCAGAAACCAUCGUAUCCAUGGCAUCCGCCCAUCACCGUGGCGACAGGAUGGAGGUGGCGGGGCCCUGCUGGCUGUGUUUGGAGGGAAGGCAGUGCGAGUGAUGGAGCUGAGGGAAGGCCCCUCCAUUGCAGACCUGUCCUCAAUCUCAGAGCUCCAGGACUGGGUCUGGGACGUGUGCUGGCUGCAGGACAGGGAAGGGUCUGGUUCUGGUGUUGGGAUGCUGGCAGUGGCUCUGGCCCACAACGUGGUGGUUCUGUUGGACCCGGUGUCGGGCCGGGCCCUGCGGGAGGUGCGCUGUGAGGAAACGUGCAUCCUGUACUCUGCACUGCUCGUGGGAUGCAGCUGGGCCCGGCUGGCGCUGAUCUCUGGCACAGUAUUCAACCAGCUGGUUCUAUGGAGGCCCGGAAACUGGGGGCCCAGAAACGAGGAUGGCCUGGCCAGGGCAGAGUGCAGAGUGGCUGGGCACCAGGGCGUGAUCUUUGGGCUGGCAUAUCAGCCUCACAAGGGGCUGCUGGCCUCUGCUUCUGAUGACCGCAGCGUGCGUCUGUGGGAAGUGGGGGACCUGUCUGAGGAGGGGGGAGUGUGGGGAUCAGGGGUGGCUGGGGGGCCACGCUGCCUGCAGAUUCUCUACGGUCACCAGGCACGUGUCUGGGCUGUGCGUCUGCUGUCCAAUUGGCUACUGAGUGUGGGUGAGGACUCUGCCUGCCUACUCUGGGGCUGUCGCCGUGGCAACGUGCUGCGCAGGUAGUUCAAGGGUCAUCGGGGGAGGGUCAGGGCACUGGCGGCAAUUGAGAGGGAGGGGGGAGGGACCUGGGUGGCUACAGGGAUGGCCGACAGCGGAAUGGGAGAGGUGGAGAUUGACAAGGGAGAGGGGAUGGUGAGGGCUGAAGGAGAGGUGGAGAUUGACAAGGGAGAGGGGAUGGUGAGGGCUGAAGGAGAGGUGGAGAUUGACAAGGGAGAGGGGAUGGUGAGGGCUGAAGGAGAGGUGGAGAUUGACAAGGGAGAGGGGAUGGUGAGGGCUGAAGGAGAGGUGGAGAUUGACAAGGGAGAGGGGAUGGUGAGGGCUGAAGGAGAGGUGGAGAUUGACAAGGGAGAGGGGAUGGUGAGGGCUGAAGGAGAGGUGGAGAUUGACAAGGGAGAGGGGAUGGUGAGGGCUGAAGGAGAGGUGGAGAUUGACAAGGGAGAGGGGAUGGUGAGGGCUGAAGGAGAGGUGGAGAUUGACGAUGGAGAGGAGACGGAGGGAGAGAGCAGUGCAGGGGGCAGGCGUCUCUCUCAGCUCCACUUCAGUGGUCAGGGCACCCCCAAAGUGAUUCGCCUGGUGGGCUCCAGAGGUCAGGUCCUGGUGAUGACAGACUCAGGUUGCCUGUACUGCUGCAGUGUGGGAGAGGAGGGUGUGCAGGGGGAGGGCUGGCAGCUGCUCAUGGAGGACCCUGACUUCCAGUCCUACAGCGUGGUGGAGGUGAGUGCUGGGUCUGCGCUGUGUGCUGUGGGUAACAUCACAGGCAGGGUCCGUGUCCUCUCCCUGUCCCAGCCAGGGGGCGCUGUGGAGGUGUGGGCCGGCCGGGGGAAGGUGCACAGCCUGUGCUGGGGGUCUCGGGAGGCUGGCUCGGAGCUCUUCGUGUCGGGCCCCGAGGGCAGGGUGCUAUGGUGGGGGGCGGGGCAGGCAGAGGGAGCUCCGCUCAGGGUGCUGCAGAAAGGCUCCUUCCUCCUGCCUCCCUGUAGGCACCAGUGGCUCACUGGAGUGGCUUUCCUGCCAGGCAGUGGCGAUGGCGUGGGCCUGUGGGUGUGUGGGGACCGGCGGGGCUCUGUGCUGCUGUACCGGGACAGAGAGCAUGCUGACCGACAGGAGCCGGUGUCUGUGCUGUUUGGGCUGCAUGGCAGGCAGGGGGUGACCUCGGUGACAGUGCAGGGGGGGCUGGUGUACAGUACGGGGCGGGAUGGCUGCUACCGAACCCUGAGUGUGAGGGAGGGGGGCCCAGCCCUGGAGGUCCUGCGGGCUCAAAGAGCCUGCCGCGGAAUGGGCUGGAUAGAGAGGGUGCUGUUCCAGGGCGUUGAGGGAGGCGGGGAGCUGGUGCUGGGGUUCCACUCCACUGAUCUGGUGCUGUGGGACUCGGGAAGGAAGGAGAGGCUGCUGUGUGUGCCGUGCGGAGGGGGGCACCGGUCCUGGAGCUACAGCCGUGACUCUGCUGGAUUCAGCUUCGCCUUCCUGAAGCAGGGGGCUGUCUUCCUGUCCUGGGCCCCUCGCCCCUCCUCAGCUCUGCGCUGCUCCCCGGUGGUGAGGCAGGGGCUGCACGGGAGGGAGGUGACCUGCCUGUGCCGCCUGGGCACCGUGACAACGCCGGGAGGAGCUGUGGAUAUCCUGGUGACGGGCAGCGAAGACACCACGCUCACCGUGCUGGCCGUCCAGCCCUCCCACGGCCUGAUCACCACCCUGACCACCCUCACCGACCACAUCUCCAGUGUGAGGGCACUGGCCACGGGGCAGAGAGGCAGACUGACACACAGACACACAGACCAACUCUCCACUCUGCUGUUCUCAGCGGGAGGGCGGGCCCAGCUCCAGUGCUACCGGCUGCUGAUUGGCUGGGAUGAGCAGCAGCAGGGAGUGUCCUGCCAGGCAAUCCACCUGGCCUCUCACCGAUUGGACGAACACUGGGAGCGAAUGAGGAACCGGCACAAGACUGUGAAGAUGGACCCCGAGACCAGGUACAUGUCUGUGGCAGUGGUGGAUGCUCGGAUGGAUGGUGGAGACGCAGUCUUCCUGGCCGCAGCCUGCAGUGAUGGAGCGGUGAGGUUGUUCUCUCUGCGUGAGGGGAGGCGCAGGCUGGCUCUGCUGGCGGAGUGGUUUCAUCACCAGCGAUGUGUUCUCAAGGUGACCUCGUUCACACACCGGCCAGGGCAGCAGCAGGGGAGCAGGAGAGUGUUUCUGUGCAGCGCUGCGACGGAUGGGAGCAUUGCAUUCUGGGAUAUCUCUGAUGCGGUGGAGGGGGGGAGUCUGGAGGAGGAUGGUGGCACCCCCCAGCGGAAGGGACUGGGCAGCCCCUGUCUGACUGUGUGGCUGCACCAGUGUGGGGUGAACAGCCUGGAUAUCCUGGAGACGGAGGCUCCAGGGCACUACCUGCUGGCCAGUGGGGGUGAUGACGGCUCACUGCAGGUGUGUCGCGUGUGUGUGGACAGCGGCGUUGCCGUGUCGUCGGUGCGGAUCAGCGCUCGCUUCGCAGUCUCCUCUGCUCACGCCGCGCUCCUCACCGGCCUGCACUUCCUGACCCCUGACCUCCUGGUCUCUGCCUCCGUGGACCAGCGUGUGGCUCUGUGGCGGCUGGGCGAGGCCGGGCUGAGUUGGCAGGGAGCCCGGUUCUGUCACGUGGCCGACGUAGCGGGGCUGGAGACGUGGCAGAGAGAGGAGGACCAGGAUACCUUCCUGGCAGUGUGCGGGCAGGGGCUUCAGAUACUGAGGCUGGGACACUGGGAGAGACUGGCAGAGGGGGCUGGGGGGCACUGAGAGGAGGCUUUGCAAGGACUGCAGGUGCCAGGCAAGAUGAGAGGGGAGCCACUAAACUCCUCUCUGCUUUAUUUCUGUAUGUGCGCCCCAUGCUGAGCCCAGCGUUUAAACUCAUAUUCUGUUUUAAAAUAAAAGAUUACUUAAUAAAAAAAAAAGUAUUUUCUGGGGAGUGUUAUUGGAAAGUAAAUGUAUUUUAGUGUCUCACUGAAGUUGCUGGAUGCAGCAGUAGUUAAUGAUGUGGAAUGCACAGCACUGUGAAAUACUGAGCACACGCUGCUGUGAAAGGUCCUCACGUCUUGUGUAUUCUGUGAUGUAACACGCGGCACAGCUGCAGGGAGGGGAUCAAGGCACACCUGUCUCUGCUCAGGGAGGGGAUCAAGGCACACCUGUCUCUGCUCAGGGAGGGGAUCAAGGCACACCUGUCUCUGCUCAGGGAGGGGAUCAAGGCACACCUGUCUCUGCUCAGUGAGGUUGACAUUUUAAACCGACAUGCUGUGCAAUAGGGCCUCACUGGCCUGCUAUUGUGUUUCAGGUCUGCACUAAUUCUCAUUAUUUAUUGAAGCGGUGUGAUGGUGUGCUUCACUGAAUGUAUGGUUGCUUCCUGAACACAGACAGUUCAAACAUUUUAAAUCAUUUCAAUCUAGAGCCUGCCUGUGUGUGCUGGACAGUCCCUGCUUCCCUGUUUGUGCUGGACGGUCCCUGCUUCCCUGUAUGUACUGGACGGUCCCUGCUUGCCUGUGUGUGCUGGACGGUCCCUGCUUGCUUGUGUGUGCUGGACGGUCCCUGCCUGUGUGUGCUGGACUUUCCCUGCCUGUCUGCCUGCCUGUGUGUGCUGGACGGUCCCUGCCUGUGUGUGCUGGACAGUCCCUGUUCAGUGGAGUGGCAGGCUUGCCUCUGGUGGUUGUUUAAUAUUACAUGCUGCUGCCAGCUUCAUUUUGUCUGGAUCUUCAGGGAGGGAUGAUUCUCUCUGCCUCA